CAAGUGUGUGUCGAGCUGCGCUGCUUUAUGACCCCACACACUUCCCGCUCACGUUUCACUUUUUAUGCUCACAUCCUGUCAGUGGGACAACAGCUCUCUGUGAGUCUGUUACUGUGCAGUUCGCUCUCGCUGGCUUCUAUUGUCCAGAGGACGUGCUGUUAAUUUUCAGCCCUGAGACAAAGAGAAAGCGGAUGAUAUAGACAGCAACCCGGGCUCCUCCACCAGAGAAGGUUUGCUGGAAUGGGUAACCUGCUAAAAGUCCUAACAAGGGAUAUAGAGAACUAUCCACACUUUUUCCUGGACUUUGAAAAUGCACAGCCGACGGAAGGGGAGCGGGAGGUGUGGAACCAGGUGAACUCAGUCCUGCAGGACUCUGAGAACAUCCUGACCGGCCUGCAAUCGUACAAAGGAGCCGGCCAGGAGAUCAGAGAUGCAAUUCAAAACCCCAACGACUUCAUGCUGCAGGAGCGAGCCUGGAACUCAGUGUGCCCGCUCGUCAUCAAACUCAAGAAGUUCUACAGUUUCUCCCUCAGACUAGAGGAGGCCCUGCAGAGUUUGUUGGAGAGCCUGACCUGUCCGCCCUUCACGCCCACCCAACACCUGGAGAGGGAGCAGGCUCUGGCCAAACAGUUUGCUGAGAUCCUCCACUUCACUCUGCGCUUCGACGAGCUCAAGAUGAGAAUUCCUGCCAUCCAGAACGACUUCAGCUACUACAGAAGAACCAUCAGUCGGAACCGGAUAAACAACAUGAAUUUGGACAUUGAGAGUGAGGUGAACAACGAGAUGGCCAAUAGGAUGUCUCUGUUCUACGCUGAAGCCACACCCAUGCUGAAGACGCUCAGCACCGCAACCACCAACUUUGUGACAGAGAACAAGACUCUUCCACUGGAGAACACGACAGACUGUCUCAGCACCAUGGCCAGCGUCUGUAAAGUCAUGCUGGAGACACCGGAAUACACGAGUCGGUUCAGCAGCGAGGACACGCUCCUGUUCUGUAUGAGGGUCAUGGUGGGAGUCAUCAUUCUGUAUGACCACGUUCACCCCAACGGAGCCUUCAACAAAUCCUCCAAGAUAGACAUGAAAGGCUGCAUAAAGGUCCUGAAGGAUCAGCCGGCAGACAACGUAGAAGGCCUCCUGAACGCUCUCAAAUUCACCACAAAACACCUGAACGACGAGUCCACUCCGAAGAACAUCCGGACGAUGCUCCAGUAACGUUUUCUUUUCUUUUUUUAAAUCUAAACAGAUAUGAAGAGGAUCAAUGCUCUGACCUCAAAUAAGAUGUAUAUGUUUACAUUAUUUAAAAAAACUCUAUGUUAAUACUCGUGUGUAUUUGCAUAGUCAUUCCCUCCGAGCUAUGGAAAACCUUGUACCUUGUUCUAACUUUGCAAAAAAACAAUAUGAAAGCACCACAUGACUCGCCUCUGCUGUCAGCAGCUGUCAAAGCACAACGACGGACACCCAUCAGCCUUAUGUAACGAGCUUUGCAAGCGGCACACGGAAAAACAUGACGUUCUCAAUCUUUUAUUUGACAAUGGAAGAAGUUCAGUGUACAGCUUUUAGUCAAAUUUGAAGCGAAAUAAAUCUUUUCAUAAUGAGCGUUUUAGAUUGUGACAGUGUGUGUUAAAACAAGUGGAAGUGUUUCUGUCUUCUCACUUGAUCUGAAGUCUCAAUGAAAUCAAUCAGUGUGUGUUGCAGUGAAGGGCUAAACAUUGAAGCAGAUAAGGGAUUGGUUGGUUUGAUGUAAGUAUUGCUAAAAGCAUUUUCUCUUUCUAUGCUCAGCUGUUGUAUUUUUUUUUUCUCACACUCCAAUCUUGUGAAAUAAAUCCACUGUGAACAUUAAUCUUACUUUGCACAUCCAGUAAGAUCCGGUUGGCUUUAAAUCUGAGUUCUGUAAAGGCAAAAUCAAAUCAACCCACCAUGUGUUUUUAUUUAACUGUUAAUGCGGCAAUCCUUCUGAAUGAUGGUCGAUUGUUUCGCCAUAUUUUAAGUGACUUAGUGUGUGGCUUUUGUAUUAAACAGAAAUUUCUAUAAAAAAAAGGCCGACCUUUAAUUCUGAAUAAAUGAUAUGUGCUUCUUAACUGAACAAGUUUUUAAAAAAAUCUUUUUUAUUAGUGCCCUCCAAACUAAUGGCAUCACUAUGUAACACUCACACUUCUAUUUACUAACACUCCAUCACAUUGUACGUGAUAGGCUAAGGGGCGGGACUCCUCUAAGCGGUUGACCAAUCACAACACAGCUAACCAAUCAGAGCAGAGGGUUUCAGACAUUCUCUUUCAAACAUACAACGGUUUUAUUCCCUGAGGGAAUAACGGAACAUUCAUCUCGUCAUUAUUUAAAUAGAAACUUUUAGUUGAGUUUAAUUACAUUUUGUGUCAUCUAUAAAUAGAACUACAGCCUGGAUCUGUUCAUAACCUGACAUUUUUCUUUAAAAUUAGGUAUUUAUCUCAAAUUUGACUACUAAAGUAUGAUGACCUUCACAUUUUGUGAGCAUGAUUAAUGUCAUAUCCUCACUUGGAUAUUUCCUAACGUUCUUGACAAUCUCAUAAUUCUCGAUUACAUUGUUUUAAAUUGAAUUUUGUUUAUUUUAGUAACUUCUUAAUGUUGAUGGAUAGGAAAUUUGAGUAAAAAAGGAACUAAUAAAAAUGUUUGGAAUGUAAAACCUCCACUUCUCCAUAAAAUAACUAAGCAGAUUUGAAUUUGACCAUGUUGCAUACUAUAAUAACUAUAACUGCAGCAUCAUCACCCCAUGAUUAUAAAACAUUGAAGUACAUGUUGCUUUUCAUGGCACCGCCUUAAAUAUAAUCACACACUGAGAAAUAUUACGGUUUUAAGCUUAAAAUAACUCCACCUACAACACAAAUACUUCAAAUCAGUUUCAUCAUAAGCCAUAUACAGUAUGUAGAGAUCUAUACCCCCCUCCGCGCUUUCAUUAACAUUCAGUUCAUGAACAUGCAUUAACACGUCAGGUAUUUCCUUUAAUUCAGGCCUGUUGUUUAUUUCUGAUCCUCUUGUAUUUAGUAAUAUAUACCUGUGUAUGUGUGUGUGAGCCACACUUUGAAUGCUAUGUAAGUGUACAAUAAUUGGAGCAGGUGUGCGUAUGAUACUGAUAUUUCAUAUCUGACUGAAUCAUCAUGAUGGAUGUACACCGAGCCCCCCCUCCUGCGUGUUGAGUGCGAGGUGUUGAAUUCUGCGCCAGAUUCAGUUUUUUUCCGUCAGGUAUUGUUUCAUAUUUCUGGAGUUCAGACUCACUGUUUAGAUGAGUUGCUUUGGCUUUGUACUGCGUACUGAAUGGGAUGUGUGGAUUGGAUAAUAAAGGUGGUACAUUUCUUAUA
Messenger RNA from Eleginops maclovinus (Patagonian blennie), 3332 nucleotides. RefSeq names its product family with sequence similarity 49 member A (gene cyria). The transcript has 12 exons. Gene Ontology annotation, molecular function: small GTPase binding. NCBI's taxonomy places the organism in Eukaryota, Metazoa, Chordata, Actinopteri, Perciformes, Eleginopidae. The record is from RefSeq and is a predicted model, not a curated record. Gene Ontology annotation, biological process: regulation of actin filament polymerization. Bases 241 to 1212 code for a protein of 323 amino acids.